GGAGGGGAAAACAGACAGAUGCUUGUGAGUGCUCCAUGGCUGCAGCUGCCUCAGUUCAUUCAUUUAUUGCCUGUUGUAACUUGGAAGCAUUCUUUAGGUCAGUUCAUCUUCUGGGACCCAUCCCUGCCUUCUGGUUAAGGAGUCCAUGCACACAUACAGGAUGACUCAACAGUGGGACGGAUGUUCAGAUACCAGAAAGGUCCUGGUAACUUGACAGGAACUUCCACAUUCUUUGGAGAGACCUACUGUAUGUGACACCUUUCAGGAAACUGUGCAGUUUGCAUACAGCUGAUUGUUCAGAUACCUGAAACUUUCACGAUGAAGAGAGCCAGGCAGAAAGCUGAGGUUGAAAAUGAAGCUCCUCAAACAUCACAGAGAAGCAAAAAACAGAAAACUUGUUUAUAUGGCUCAGUGUUUGGUGAAUCUGACUCUCAUGCCUCAAUGGACUGGGGAAGCCUUCCGCACCAUGUUAUUCUGCGUAUUUUUCAGUUUCUACCUUUAGUAGAUCGAGCCAGGGCAUCUUCUGUUUGUCGAAGGUGGAAUGAAAUUUUUCACAUCCCAGAUCUCUGGAGGAGAUUUGAAUUUGAACUUAGCCAGCCAGCUACUUCUUACUUAAAGUCUACGCAUCCUGAUCUCAUUCAGCAGAUUAUCAAGAGGCAUGCUGAUCAUCUGCAGUACGUCAGCUUCAAGGUUGAUAGUAGUACUGAGUCAGCAGAAGCGGCCUGUGACAUCCUUUCUCAGUUGGUAAACUGCUCUAUCAAGACACUGGGUUUGAUUUCUACAGCAAAACCAAGCUUCAUGAAUGUCUCUAAGGCUCAUUUUGCUUCAGCACUGACAGUAGCUUUUGUAAACUCCAAGUCAUUAUCAUCGAUCAAGAUAGAUGACACACCACUUGAUGAUCCUUCCUUGAAAGUUCUUGUUGCUAACAAUAGUGAUACUCUAAAACUGCUAAAAAUGAGCAGCUGUCCGCAUGUAUCACCUGCUGGAAUUCUUUGUGUUGCUGACCAGUGUCAUGGACUUAAGGAGCUGGCUUUGAACUACUACAUAUUAAGUGAUGAACUGCUGCUGGCUCUUUCGAGUGAAAAACAUGUUGAUCUUGAACACCUUCGCAUAGAUGUUGUGAGUGAAAAUCCCGGACAAGUUGAAUUUCACACCAUUAAAAAGCAAAGCUGGGAUGCUCUUGUUAAACACUCCCCCAAAGUCAAUAUUGUGAUGUAUUUCUUCUUAUAUGAAGAAGAAUUUGAUGCUUUCUUCAGAGAGGAAACCCCUGUUACACACCUUUACUUUGGUCGUGCAGUAAGCAAAGCAAUGUUGGGUCGUAUUGGCAUGAAUUGCCCAAGGUUAAUUGAGUUGGUUGUGUGUGCUAAUGGACUUCAGCCUUUGGACGAUGAACUUAUUCGGAUUGCUGAGCGCUGUAAGAACUUAACAGCAAUGGGACUUGGUGAAUGUGAAGUAACUUGCAGAGGUUUUAUUGAAUUUGUAAAGAUGUGUGGGGGCAGGCUUACGCAGCUUUCCAUAAUGGAGGAGGUACUGAUUCCAGAUAAUGAUUAUAGCUUAGAUCGACUUCAUUUGGAAGUCUCCAAACACCUUGGAAGAAUGUGGUUUCCUGAUAUGAUGCCAACGUGGUAAAUUCUCUACCUUUGUGGAUAAAAUGGUAGAAUGAGGGUGUUGCUUUCUAUGCAAAUCAAGAAUUUAAAAAUGAAAUGUGAAGACUGAUUUCCAGCUUUGAGUUUUUCUACCUUGAGAACCUCUAGUAAUGUAACAGCAAGACAUUCUAGAAUGUUAAUGGUAUAUUGAAAUAGAAAAUAGAUUAAGUGUACUUAACAGUUCUGAAAGUAUGUUUGUGGUUUAUAGGAGCUUCAGUGAAGGUGGGCUUCUCUGAGCUUCAGUUUAAAUGUUCCAUUCACAUUAAAGUGGUUGGUUUGGGUUUUUUUUAAUGUCUUUGUUUAGUCUUUCCAAUGUAGUCAGAAGGGGGCUAGAGAUACUUUUCUCCUUUUAGCAAAUCUGUCUUUAUUAGAAGCUGGGUACAACUUGGAGUUCAGUGUUACUUGUUUUAUGUUUUAUGCAGCUAUUUUUCAAAAUAUUCCUGUUAUAAAUGUAAAAGCUUGUACAUUAAAAUACUUACGCUACCCCAGGUUAUUCAAAUGUCUAGCUUAAACUCAUGCCAGUAUAUUAAAACAUUGCGGUAAAUAAGCUUAUGCUUACAAAAACCUUUCCAGUUUUAAAUUGCACUUUAACAAUUUUGUCAGAUUAGCUAAACUGUAGAGACUGCAUUGUACAGUAUGUUAUUUUUCUGUCUUAUGCAUUAAAUGGAUGGGAAAGAGACCUUGUUAAAAUUAAUGAAUUUAAAAGUUUGGAUCUAGAUUGCUUUGGUGAAUGACAAAGCACUUUGGA
Messenger RNA from Phaethon lepturus (White-tailed tropicbird), 2394 nucleotides. RefSeq names its product F-box/LRR-repeat protein 21-like. Gene Ontology annotation, cellular component: cytosol; nucleus; SCF ubiquitin ligase complex. The record is from RefSeq and is a predicted model, not a curated record. Lineage: Eukaryota; Metazoa; Chordata; Aves; Phaethontiformes; Phaethontidae. Gene Ontology annotation, biological process: SCF-dependent proteasomal ubiquitin-dependent protein catabolic process; entrainment of circadian clock by photoperiod; G2/M transition of mitotic cell cycle. Gene Ontology annotation, molecular function: protein binding. The transcript has 6 exons. Bases 319 to 1629 code for a protein of 436 amino acids.